This is a messenger RNA of Diaporthe citri, 6846 nucleotides long. RefSeq lists its product as uncharacterized. Gene Ontology annotation, biological process: fatty acid biosynthetic process. Gene Ontology annotation, molecular function: metal ion binding; acetyl-CoA carboxylase activity; ATP binding. NCBI's taxonomy places the organism in Eukaryota, Fungi, Ascomycota, Sordariomycetes, Diaporthales, Diaporthaceae. The coding region runs from base 1 to 6846 and encodes 2281 amino acids. The record is from RefSeq and is a predicted model, not a curated record. The transcript has 4 exons.
AUGACCGAAAUAGCCAGCAGCGCGCCCCGGAAUGGCGUCGUCGUGCCCCAGAACAAUGGCAAGCAGACAUACGCCGAGCUGCACCAGAUAGCAGACCACUUCAUCGGAGGCAACAAAGUGGAGAACGCGAAAGAUUCGAAAGUAAAGGAUUUCGUCAUCGCAAACAAUGGGCACACAGUCAUUACGAAUGUUCUGAUUGCCAACAACGGCAUUGCUGCCGUCAAGGAAAUCCGAUCGGUUCGAAAAUGGGCUUACGAGACGUUCGGCGACGAGCGCGCCAUCCAGUUCACGGUCAUGGCCACGCCCGAAGAUUUGCAAGCCAAUGCAGACUACAUCCGAAUGGCAGACCACUACGUUGAAGUGCCUGGCGGCACCAACAACCACAACUACGCCAAUGUGGAGCUGAUCGUGGAUAUUGCCGAGCGGAUGAACGUCCAUGCAGUUUGGGCUGGCUGGGGCCACGCCUCAGAGAACCCGAAAUUGCCAGAAUCUCUGGCUGCCUCGCCGAAGAAGAUUGUCUUCAUAGGACCACCUGGCUCUGCCAUGCGCUCUCUUGGUGACAAGAUCUCCUCUACAAUUGUUGCACAGCACGCCGAAGUGCCCUGCAUUCCGUGGUCUGGCACUGGUGUUGAUGAGGUCACAGUUGAUGACCAAGGCAUCGUCACCGUGGCUGAAGACAUCUACAUGAAGGGCUGUGUCGAGUCCUGGCAGGAGGGUCUGGAGAAGGCCAAGCAGAUUGGCUUCCCUGUCAUGAUCAAGGCAUCCGAAGGUGGUGGCGGCAAGGGCAUCCGGAAAGCCCUGAGCGAAGAUGGUUUCGAGCAGCUUUACAAGGCUGCGGCGAGCGAGAUCCCCGGCUCUCCCAUCUUCAUCAUGAAGCUUGCCAGCAGUGCCCGGCAUCUGGAGGUUCAGCUUCUGGCUGACCAGUACGGCAACAACAUCUCUCUGUUUGGCAGAGAUUGUUCAGUCCAGAGACGUCACCAGAAGAUUAUUGAGGAGGCACCUGUCACUAUUGCCAAGGCUCAUACCUUCAGGGCGAUGGAGGACGCUGCAGUCAGACUUGGCAAGCUGGUCGGUUAUGUCUCUGCGGGUACUGUCGAAUACCUUUACUCCCAUCAUGACGACAAGUUUUACUUCCUGGAGUUGAACCCCCGUCUCCAGGUCGAGCAUCCCACCACCGAGAUGGUCAGUGGUGUCAACCUGCCUGCUGCUCAGCUCCAGAUUGCCAUGGGUCUCCCUCUGCAUCGGAUCCGCGAUAUUCGACUUCUGUACGGCCUGGACCCUAAGGCUGCGACAGAAAUCGACUUCGAAUUUAAGAAUGAGGGCAGUGCCAAGACACAACGACGACCGACUCCCAAGGGCCACACCACUGCUUGCCGUAUCACCUCCGAAGACCCUGGCGAGGGCUUCAAGCCGUCCAACGGUGUCAUGCACGACCUGAACUUUAGGAGUAGCUCCAACGUUUGGGGUUACUUCUCCGUCAGUACUGGCUCGGGUAUUCACAGUUUCUCCGACUCGCAAUUUGGCCAUAUUUUCGCCUACGGAGAGAACCGACAAGCCUCACGAAAGCACAUGGUUGUCGCCCUCAAGGAGCUCAGCAUUCGUGGUGACUUCCGAACCACUGUGGAGUACCUGAUCAAGCUUCUGGAAACCGAAGCUUUCGAGGACAACACCAUUACCACGGGCUGGCUGGACGAGCUCAUCUCGAACAAGCUGACGGCCGAGCGACCUGACUCGACCUUGGCCGUUGUCUGCGGUGCCGUCACCAAAGCGCACAUUGCUAGCGAGCAAUGCUUUGCCGACUACAAGGCUGGCCUGAACAAGGGUCAGGUGCCUUCUAAGGACAUCCUCAAGACCGUGUUCCCUGUCGACUUCAUCUACGAAGGCUACCGCUACAAGUUUACCGUAACGCGGUCGAGCAUGGAUAGCUACCAUCUCUUUAUCAAUGGUUCCAAGUGCUCCGUCGGCGUGCGUGCGCUCAGUGACGGUGGGCUGCUCAUUCUGCUGGAUGGACGCAGUCACAGCAUCUACUGGAAGGAGGAAGUCGGAGCCACCCGUGUGUCUGUGGACAGCAAGACCUGCUUGCUCGAGCAGGAGAACGACCCUACCCAGCUCCGGUCGCCCAGUCCUGGAAAGUUGGUUUCAUACUCGGUUGAGAACGGCGAGCACGUUGCCGCCGGUCAAAUUUUCGCCGAGGUUGAGGUCAUGAAGAUGUACAUGCCGCUCGUGGCACAGGAAGACGGUGUGGUUCAGCUCAUCAAGCAGCCUGGUGCCACUCUUGAGGCUGGUGACAUUUUGGGCAUACUCGUCCUUGAUGACCCCAGUCGUGUCAAGCAGGCUCAGCCCUUCCUCGGCCACCUGCCUGAGUUCGGUCCCCCAAUGGUGGCUGGUGACAAGCCUGCUCAGCGGUUCUCCAAGCUGUACGACACCCUCGGGAACAUUCUCGAGGGCUUCGAUAACACUGUUGUCAUGCAGUCAACCCUGAAGGACCUUAUCGAGGUUCUUAGGAACCCUGAACUGCCCUACAGCGAGUGGAAUGCUCAGUUCUCGGCUCUGCACAGUCGUAUGCCACAGAAACUGGAUGCACAGUUCGCCCAAAUUGCCGAGCGUGCCAAACAGCGCACUGCGGAAUUCCCAGCCAAGGCUCUCGCACGUGCCUUCCAGAAGUUCUUGGACGACAACGUUGCGCCUAACGAUGUGAACACACUUCGCACCACACUCGAGCCUCUCACGACCAUCAUCGACCUUUACAGCGAGGGCCAGAAGGUUCGUGAGCUCAAGGUCAUUGCGGAUAUCCUGGAGAAGUAUGCCGAGGUGGAGCGCCUGUUCUCUGGCAAGAAGCAGCAAGACGAGGAGAUUAUUCUUGCACUUCGAGACGAAAACAAGGAAGAUGUGUCCAAGGUCGUCACGACCGUCCUGUCCCACAGCCGUGUCACUGCCAAGAACAACCUCAUUCUCGCUAUCCUCGACGUAUACCGUCCCAACAAACCCAACGUUGGUAACAUUGGCAAGUACCUACGGCCUGUACUCAGGACACUGGCGGAUCUCGAGUCUCGUCAAACGGCCAAGGUCUCUUUGAAGGCGCGAGAGAUCCUCAUCCAGUGUGCUCUGCCGUCGCUCGAGGAGCGAAAGUCCCAGAUGGAGCACAUCCUGCGGUCUUCGGUUGUUGAGUCCAAAUACGGAGAGUCCGGUCUGGACCACCGGAACCCUGCCUUGGAGGUGCUCAAAGAAGUUGUCGACUCGAAGUAUACUGUCUUCGAUGUGCUGCCCCAAUUCUUCGCUCAUGAGGACCCUUGGGUCGGACUAGCGGCCCUUGAGGUAUACGUGCGCCGUGCUUACCGUGCGUACGUGCUCAAGCAAAUCGAGUAUCACGCAGAUGAGUCGGACAACCCAUGUUUCGUAUCCUGGGACUUCGUGCUCAGGAAAAUCGGCCAGUCAGAGCUCGGCUUGCCUAUUGAGUCUGCCGCGCCUUCAUCCCCGGCCACCCCGGCCACCCCUAGCAAGGGUGAUUAUGGUUUCGGACGCAUCAACUCUAUCAGCGAUAUGUCGUACUUGACUCGCAAGAUCGGCGAGGACGCGGCGCGACGCGGUGUCAUCGUCCCCUGCAAGUACAUGGACGACGUCGAGGAUCUUCUAGCCAAGGCGCUCGAAAUCCUCCCUCUCUCGCAAAAGAGCCAGGCGAAGAAGAGCAGCCUGAUCCCUGACUUGGCCGGCAAAAGGAAGCCUCCCGUCCGUCGUGAUUCUCAAGACGAACUUUCGAACGUGGUCAACAUUGCUGUUCGCGAUUCGGAGAGUGGCAAUGACGCCGAGAAUUUGGCCCGUAUUGCGGAGAUCAUGGAGCAAUUCAAGAGCGAUCUCGUCGCUCGCGGUGUCCGCCGUGUCACCUUCAUCUGCGGACGGGCUGACGGCUCUUAUCCCGCCUACUACACCUUCCGUGGCCCUACUUACGAGGAAGACGACAGCAUCCGACACAACGAGCCUGCACUGGCCUUCCAGCUGGAGCUGAACCGGCUGUCCAAGUUCAGAAUUAAGCCCGUCUUCACCGAGAACAAGAACAUCCACGUGUACGAGGCUGUCGCCAAAGAGAACGAGGCUGACAAGCGCUACUUUACACGUGCGGUUAUUCGGCCUGGCAGGCUUCGUGACGAGAUCCCCACAGCUGAGUACUUGAUCUCCGAGGCAGAUCGAGUUAUCAACGAUAUCUUCGACGCCCUGGAAAUCAUCGGCAACAACAAUUCUGACUUGAACCACCUGUUCAUCAACUUCACUCCCGUCUUCCAGUUGCACCCUCGCGAGGUUGAGUACUCGCUCCAAGGAUUCCUUGAUCGUUUCGGACCACGAGGAUGGCGUCUCCGUGUCGCACAGGUUGAGAUCCGCAUUAUCUGCACGGAUCCCACCACUGGCACGCCGUACCCUCUGCGUGUGGUCAUCACCAACACUUCUGGAUUUGUCGUCCAGGUCGAGGUGUAUGCGGAGCGCAAGUCUGAGAAGGGCGAGUGGGUCUUCAACUCCCUUGGUGGAACCACCAAGAUAGGGGCGAUGCAUUUGCUGCCCGUCUCUACGCCCUACCCAACCAAGAACCAGCUGCAGCCCAAGCGUUACAAGGCCCAUCUCAUGGGUACGCAAUAUGUGUACGAUUUCCCCGAGCUUUUCCGCCAGGCCAUUCAAAACUCGUGGGCCGAAGCUGUCAAGGUCACCCCCUCGCUGGCCGAAAAGCAGCCACCUGUGGGUGACUGCAUCGACUAUAGUGAGCUUGUCCUUGACGACACCGACAAGCUUGCUGAGGUCUCUCGUGAGCCGGGAACAAACACCCACGGUAUGGUCGGUUGGCUGAUUAAUGCCCGCACGCCCGAGUACCCUCGUGGCCGGAGGUUUGUGCUGGUCUCGAACGACAUUACCUACCAGAUCGGCUCUUUCGGUCCCAAGGAAGACCACUAUUUCAACAAGUGUACUGAGCUGGCACGCAAGCUGGGCGUUCCCCGCAUCUACCUGUCUGCCAACUCCGGUGCUCGUCUUGGUGUUGCGAAUGAGCUCAUGUCUCACUUCAAGGUUGCAUUCAAUGACGCCAACAAGCAGGAGGCUGGCUUCAAAUACCUGUACCUGGAUGAAGAAGCCAAGAAACGUUUCGAGGGCUCGGUCAUCACGGAGGAGAUUGUCGAGGAUGGUGAGAAGCGUCACAAGAUCACCACCAUUGUCGGCAAAGAGGAUGGUCUUGGUGUCGAGUGUCUGCGCGGCUCUGGUCUCAUCGCUGGUGCAACCAGUCGGGCUUACAACGACAUUUUCACUUGCACGCUCGUUACAUGCCGCUCUGUUGGUAUUGGCGCCUACCUCGUCCGCCUUGGUCAACGUGCUGUCCAGGUUGAAGGUCAGCCGAUCAUCCUCACGGGUGCUCCUGCGCUCAACAAUCUGCUCGGCCGCGAGGUCUACACCUCCAACCUGCAGCUUGGUGGCACCCAGAUCAUGUACCGCAACGGUGUGUCCCACAUGACCGCCGAGGACGACAUGGCUGGUAUCUCCAAGAUUGUCCAGUGGAUGUCCUUCGUGCCCGACAAGCGUAACAACCCUGUCCCGAUCGCCCCCAGCGCCGAUACAUGGGACCGGGAUGUCGUUUUCACUCCCGUUCCCCGACAACCGUAUGACGUCCGCUGGAUGAUUGCCGGUAAGCAGGAAGGAGACGACUUCCAGCCAGGCUUGUUCGACAAGGACUCUUUCGUCGAGACCCUUGGAGGCUGGGCCCGCACGGUCGUCGUCGGUCGUGCGCGCCUCAGCGGCAUUCCCAUGGGUGUCAUUGCUGUCGAGACCCGGUCCAUUGAAAAUGUCACGCCAGCUGAUCCUGCCAAUCCUGACUCGAUUGAGCAGGUUAGCCAAGAGGCUGGUGGUGUCUGGUACCCGAACUCGGCUUUCAAGACUGCUCAGGCCAUCAACGACUUCAACUACGGUGAGCAGCUGCCUCUGAUGAUCCUCGCGAACUGGCGUGGCUUCUCUGGUGGUCAGCGCGACAUGUACAACGAGGUCCUGAAGUACGGUUCGUUCAUCGUGGAUGCCCUCGUCAAGUACGAGCAGCCCAUCUUCGUAUACAUUCCUCCCUACGGCGAACUGCGUGGAGGGUCUUGGGUCGUCGUCGAUCCUACCAUCAACCCAGUUGCUAUGGAGAUGUACGCUGAUGUCGAGGCCCGUGGUGGCGUUCUGGAGCCCGAAGGUAUCGUCGGUAUCAAGUUCCGCAAAGACAAGCAGCUCCAGAACAUGGCCCGCAACGACGCUGUCUAUGCUUCCCUAAAGAAGAAGCUGGCCGAGGCGCAAGCGAACAAUGCAAGCAAGGAGGAGCUGGAAGCCAUUCACAAGGAGCUACUUGCCCGUGAAGAACUGAUCCUGCCUGUCUACACCCAGAUCAGCCUGCAGUUCGCCGACCUGCACGACCGAUCGGGACGCAUGAAGGCCAAGGGUGUGAUCCGGGAGCAGCUCGAGUGGGCCAACAGCCGUCGCUUCUUCUACUGGCGUGUACGCAGAAGACUCAACGAGGAGUACAUCCUGCGACGCAUGGCAGCCGCCACGAGUUCCGUCGGCUCCGCCACCAAGGACCCUGCCAGCCUCCGCAAACAUCAUCUCGCCAAGCUGCAGGCGUGGAGUGGGGUACCCGAAUUCGACACAAAGGACCGCGAGGUGGCAGUUUGGUAUGAGGAGCACCGCCAACAGGUCAACGACAAGGUCGCUGCCCUGAAGGUGGAGGCUACGCAGGCGCACAUCGCGGAGCUGUUGGUUGACAAGACGGCGUUUGAGGGUGUGCGUGCGGCGCUGAGCACACUGCCUAUCGAGGAGAAGGAAGCUUUGCUUAAGCAGCUUUCGUCAUAA